AGCUUCUGUGCGCAAACCAUUAUUGACAUUUGAUUUAGAGUCUAUGUGCAAUUUAGACAAUUUGGUUAUAUUUUAAGUUUAAUUGGAGUUUAGUACAUUCAAUAAUGGUAAAGAGUCUGGGCUAAUUGGUGAUCUAAAGAUCUGCAUUGUUGUUCGGUUUAGUUAUUUCUUCUGCUGGCUUUACUUUUAGGUCUCAGUUAAUCAAUAUUUUGGCAAAAAGUUUUGUUAAUUGAAGUGGGUUCUUCUUAAUUUUGGUUUAUAAAUGGCACUAAAUUUGGGAAAUGGAAGUUACAUGUAAUAUAUUGUGGAGUUUUUCUUGGAUAGUAGUAAAGUUUGGAACUUUGGGCUGGAUAGUUAACUUAUAGAUAGCCCUUGUUGAGAAAACUCGGUUAUCUUUUUUAGUUUAAUUGGAGUUCAGUAAAUUCAAUAAUGUUGGCCCAUUGGUGAUCUGAAGAUCUGCAUAGUUGUUGGGGUUUAGUUGUUUCUAAUUCUGGUAUUACUUCUAGUUUGCAAAUAGUCAAAGUUUUGGUAAAGAGUUUUGUGAAUUAAAGUGGGUUCUUCUAUUUUCGGUUUAUGGUGGCCCUAAAUUUGGGAAAUGAAAGUUACAUGUAAUGUAUUUUGUGGAGUUCCGCUUGGAUAGUAGUAAAGUUUGGAAAUUUUGGCUAGAUAUUAAAUUUAGGGAUAGCCCUUGUUGAGAAGUAUACGGUCUGUUGAAACAUUCCUUAAGGACUGCUGAAGUUAGACAAAAAAAUUAGACAUUCCAUGUCCUCGGAGAGUGCUUUGUCGUGCUAGGAGACUGGCGUGCUAUCCCGGUGAACAAUUUUCCAUGGAAAGCCGUUUUUUGGGUUAUCUUUUUUGGUUUAAUUGGAGUUAUGUAAAUUCAACAGUGUUCGGCUCGUUGGUGAUCUAAAGACCUGCAUUAUUGUUGGGGUUUAGUUGUUUCUAGUGCUGGCUAUACUUUUAGCUUGCGAAUAGUUGAUAUUGUGGUAAAACGUUGGUAAAUUGAAGUGGGUUCUUUUUAAUUUCAGCUUAUGAUUGUCCUAAUAUUUUAAUCUUAAAAAAAAAAAUUGGGAAAUGGAAGUUAGAUGUAAUGUAUUGUGGAGUUCAGCUUGGAUACUAAAGUUUGGAACUUUGGGCUGGAUAGCUAACUUAUAGACAGCCCUUGUUGAGAAAACUCGGUUGUCCUUUUUAGUUUAAUUGGAGUUCAGUAAAUUCAAAAAUGUUCGCCAAUUGGUGAUCUAAAGAUCUGCAUUUUUGUUGGGGUUUAGUUGUUUCUAGUGCUGGCUUUACUUUUAGCUUGCGAAUAGUCGAUAUUGUGGUAAAGAGUUCUGUAAAUUGAAGUGGGUUCUUCUUAAUUUUGGUUUAUGAUGGCCCUAAAUUUGGGAAAUGGAAGUUACAUGUAAUGUAUUGUGGAGUUCAGCUUGGAUAGUAGCAAAGUUUGGAACUUUGGGCUUAGAUUGUUAACUUAUAGAUAGCCUUGUUGAGAAAACUCGGUUAUCUUUUUAGUUUAAUUAGAGUUCAUUAAAUUCAAUGAUGUUUGCUAAUUGGUGAUCUAAAGAUCUGCAUUGUUGUUGGGGUUGAGUUGUUUCUAAUGCUGGUUUUACUUUUAGCUUGCAAUUAAUCAAUAUUUUGGUAAAAAGUAUCGUAAAUUGAAGUGGGUCUUCUUAUUUUCGGUUUAUGAUGGCCCUAAAUUUGGGAAAUGAAAGUUACAUGUAAUGUGUUGGGGAUUUCAGCUUCGAUAGUAGUAAAGUUUUGAACUUUGGGCUAGAUAGUUAAUUUAUAGAUAACACUUGUUGAGAACUGUGUGGCACUGUGGAUAUCUUUUGAAACAUUCCUUAAGGGAUUGCUGAAGUUAUGAGAUUUAGUGUACAUUACUCACCUGAUAUGUGCUGGCCUGCUGGGAAGUUGGUAUAAUAUGUGAAGGAAAUGAGUGACUUUGAUUUGAUUUGUGUUGUGCUGGAGAAUGGGUGUAAUAUAACAGAAAUGAGUGGCUUUGAUUUGAUUUGAUUUGUUUUAGUUGUAAUGAUAUAAUGUAUGUGUUCCAGUACUAAUUGAAAAGAUGGUAUUUUGAAACCUUUGGUCACGAUAUUGGUGCAAGUUGGUAAAACCAAAGCUAGUAUAGCAUGGGUGUCUCAAGCAAAUGGAUUAGAGCACUGGUUGGUUUAAAGAAACCAGAAAAGUCUCAUUCUUCAGAAAAAGAUGAAAAUAAAUCAGGAGGGACUGGAAAGUUUUGGCACCGGAGAAAACACUCUGUUGAUAUCGAUUCCAACCAACUUCAAAAGGAGCUAACUUAUAAUGAUGGCAUUGCUGGAUCAGGUGAAGAAAUCAGCAGCACAUCAGUUCCAGUUGCUUCCAGUUCCCCUUCAAGUUCACAUCAAGUGCACCAUGCCCCUCAAGUUAAGCAGAAUAUGAGAGAAGAGUUGGCAGCUAUACGCAUCCAAACAGCUUUCAGAGGAUUUCUGGCAAGGCGAGCUCUUCGGGCUCUAAAAGGAUUGGUGAGACUACAAGCCCUUGUCAGGGGUCAUGCAGUGAGAAAACAAGCUGCGAUUACCCUCCGUUGUAUGCAAGCUUUAGUGAGAGUUCAGGCACGCGUCCGAGCAAGGCGUGUUCGCAUGUCACUGGAAAGUCAAACCGAACAGCAGAAACUUCAACAACAACUAGAAGAUGAGGCUCGCGUACGAGAGAUCGAAGAGGGCUGGUGUGACAGUAUUGGAUCUGUUGAGCAAAUUCAGGAAAAGUUGCUAAAGAGACAAGAGGCAGCUGCUAAGCGUGAAAGAGCAAUGGCCUAUGCUUUAGCUCACCAGUGGCAGGCAGGAUCUAGGCAACAGGCUACACUUUCUGGAUUUGAACCAGAUAAAAGCAACUGGGGUUGGAACUGGUUAGAGAGAUGGAUGGCAGUACGCCCAUGGGAAAAUCGUUUUCUAGACGUUAAUGUCAGAGAUGGAGUCAUGCCUAAUGAAAAUGAAUCAGCUGAACCCGUGAACGGGAUAAAGAACCAGGUAAAAGUUGCUGGAAAGAAACUAGCAACUGCAAAUCUUACAAAUGAUCGAGCGGGUCCAUCUCAUUCAAGCAGCAACUCAAAAUCAAAUGAAAAGGCAGCUGCAUCUCCCUCUGAUGGCUGCAGUACUUCCCCAAAUGUGUCAGCAAACACACAAGAAACACCUGCAGCAUUGGUUAACAAAUCAAAGUCUAAACCAAAUCGUGAAGAUUUGGUUGAGGAGGCUAGUUCAAGACCAGCCCUUGGUUCUUCUAGAUCACACAGCAAUCCUAAGGAGAGAUCCACUCCCUCUGAUAAACAAGGAAAAAAGAGAUUGUCUCUGCCAGGGAGUGGUCUUGCACCUCAAACAACCAGACAAGCCGGUAGAACUGUUAAAAGGACACCUAGUGCACAAAAGCCUUUGAAGGAGAAAUCCAAAUUAAACGGAACUGAUACCAAGUCUACAGAACCUGUUUCAAAACAGGCUGCUGAUUAGUUUUUAGGUACUCGUGGAAGAUCCUGAUCUCCGAUCCAAAGUGUCGCCCUUGCUUGUAAAUACAGGGCACCUUCUUAAAGGAGAUGGAAUGUUCUUCUAGAGAUGUGUCCGUGGCAGAGCUAAAAGAGACGGGCUUGCUUGCUAUCUCCUGAAUAAUGUAUUGGCAUUGGUUUCAAUUCUUGUCAUAAUCAUUGUUGUAAUUUAUGUAAUAGUGGAAUUUACUUGCCGUUGCUGAUUCGUCGAGGUUCUAGUAAAGGAGGUCAGUUGUAUGUGUUGUUUUUUUCUCUACCCCUCCCUCCUGUAAAAAAGGGUGAAUUUGCUUUCGGUGCAACCUUGCUUGCACUGAGAUGGGGGAAUUUAGUGAGUUUGAUUUGGCCAUCUCUUGUGAGUACAAUACCUUUGUUGAAUUGUACACGAUCUGGAUGUAGUAAUUCAUUCAUUAAUCUUAAGAUUGUAGAUCAGAUUGUGCCCUUCA
Lycium barbarum (goji berry) is the source of this 3948-nucleotide messenger RNA. Its product is annotated as protein IQ-DOMAIN 5. Lineage: Eukaryota; Viridiplantae; Streptophyta; Magnoliopsida; Solanales; Solanaceae. Gene Ontology annotation, molecular function: protein binding. The record is from RefSeq and is a predicted model, not a curated record. The transcript is spliced from 7 exons. The coding region runs from base 2124 to 3473 and encodes 449 amino acids.